AACAUCACCAUCAGCAUCAUGAGUGAUUAUCAGGUGGGGACUUACCUGUGACACAAUCGGAUGACACUGACUGGAAUCCAUCAGUCGGACAACGGUGAGCAAUGGAAGGAACUCCCGACUCACGUGACCAGCACAUGACCAGAUGGCUUACUGAGGAAGCAGCUGAAGUACUGAGGAGGAAUGAAGAAGGGAGACAACCCACUUCUGUCUCAGCCAUACAGCAGAACUACAGUGGCCCAGUGUCUCAGGUGGACUUGACCAAUGCUUCCAAUGUAUCUGUCUCCGUUGGGCAGCAAGGAACUAAAGGAUGUCUGUCCCAAGAACGUUUCCGUCAAAAGAUGGAACUCCUAAAGAAGUAUUUUGUGGACAUCCAUGCCCUCCAGACAGCCAAACAACUCCUUGAGAAGCAUGGUCAUGUCAACAUCUGUGGAGCCCCGGGGGAUGGGAAGACCAGCAUUGCUCUGAUGAUCUGUGAGGCAUAUCAGCAACAGGGAUAUGAAACAGUCUUUGUGGAAAACAUUGAACACUUUGAUGUUGAUACAAUUUCUAAACGUCAAUCACACAUGUUGGUUGUUUUUGAUGAUAUAUUUGGCUGUGUUACUUUCAUUUCAAAUUUGGAAAAACUGCAUAAAUUGUUUAGUGCUUUGGUUGAUGAUCGUGCUAAAACAGCUGCAGAUAUAGAGGACUCAAAGAAGAAGAAGAAGAAGAAUAAGGGUGAACAAUCAAAACAGGAAGACAAAUCUAAUGAAGAAAUCCCUGUCUACAGACUGAAGCUUGUGUUCACAUCCAGGACAUACAACUGGAAGGGAGGAUGUUCCAGACUACAUCAGUACAAGGUGGAUCUGCUUACAACAGAAGCUGUUCUUGAUAUGGCUAAAGACUGUCUCACGAUGGAAGAAAAGAAACGUAUGUUAUGGUCCUACAAGUCCAAACACCCUGCAUGCGAUAUCUCUGAAAAAGAUAUUUGUAACAUCGCAGAUUCAAAACACAGCAUAUUUGGAUUUCCUCUUAUCAGCCGACUCUUUUUCACCAAUGAUGUCUUCCAGAUGCACAACUUGCAAUUCUUCAACCAUCCACUGACCUACCUGAGAGGCGACCUUGACACCAUUGUCUGGGAGGAAAGCAAUAGAUCGGCAGCAAUCAUCAUCCUCAUCCUGUCUGAUGGGAAACUGAAUCUUGUUUCUUUGCAGUCACGGAAAACUGGACAUGUAAUGUUUGACGCUGUGAAGGAAGUAGUUCCUUGUUGUACAAGGACAGGCGUUACCAAUGAGAUCCACAACUUCACUGGGAUCUACUGUACAGUGGAGGAUCACAUGGCAUCUUUCUCCCACCCCUCCAUAUACGAUGCUGCAGCCUGUGCUGUAGGACAUCUCAAUAUCGUGUUGCUGCUGGAACACUGCUCACUGAAAUUCUUGUAUGAAAGAGUGAGAUUGGAUAAGAGUUCUGAGUCAACAGGCAUGGACGAUGUCACAAACAUGAUCUCCAUCUCUCCCCAACUACACCCAACAGUAGUGAACAGAUUGGUGGAAGGUAUCCGACAAGGAUGCUUCAUUUGGACAGUAAAUCACCCAGUUAUCCGUGGUGAAGGGAUUGCUUCUCUGCUUUGGACAGAGAUCAAUGAUAACAUAGUUGAGACUGUCCUACAAAGGGAUGUGGACACUGGUGAAAGCUUUUUGCAUUUGGCUUCCCUCUCUGACAGUUACUUUCUAUUCUCCAAGUCUUUAGAAGUUGCUGUACGACUGGGUGACAGAUCACCUGAUCUGUAUGCAUGUGUGGUAGCCUGUGUUACCCACGACAAACUGGAACAUCUGGAACACCUCGUUACAGUGAUGGGUAAACAUGGAGGAUUUAAUGUUGAAUAUACCAUUGAUGGGACAACCCUCCUGCUCAUGGCUGCAAAGUCACCAAAAUCCAAGGUGUUCAACUUUCUCAUACAGAAAGGUGCUGAUGUUCCAGUGAGGGACUGGAAAGGAAACACCUGUUUGCAUUAUGCCUGUGAAUCAGGAAACAUGGCAUUGGCAAUGAAGGUGGUGGAAACAUGCCCUGCAUUGAUUAAUUUGAAGAAUUAUGAGAAUUUAACGCCUGCAAUGAUUUGUGCAAAAACAGGUCAGCUUAAUAUUCUGAAGUUUCUCAAAGAAAAAGGAGCCGAUUUAACAUGUACACUCGGGAAAGACUGUUUGCAUUUGUCAAGUCAAAAUGGCAAUCUGUCAACUGUGAAAUUUUUGAUUUCAUUGAAAAUAUAUGAUGUAAGCAAGAAGGAUAGCGAAUUGAAGAAAACACCAGUUAUGUUUGCCGCGGAAGGCGGACACUAUGAUCUUUAUCAUCUCCUUGUAUCUGAGGGCGCAGAUCUGACCCUUACUGAUGGAGACGACACUGACUGCCUGAUGUUGGCAUGCAAAGGAGGUAACAUAUCUAUUGUGAAACACAUCCUAUCAAUGAAAAUAUGGGACAUCAACAGACGGGGAGGAUACUCAAAACAAACACCAAUAAUGAUGGCAGUAGAAGGAGGACACUAUGAUGUUUAUCAUCUCCUUGUAUCUGAGGGUGCAGAUCUGACCCUUGCUGAUGAAGACAACACUGACUGUCUGAUGUUGGCAUGCACAGGAGGUAACAUAUCUAUUGUGAAACACAUCCUAUCAAUGAAAACAUGUGACAUCAACAGACGUGGAGGAUACUCAAACCUAACACCAAUAAUGAUGACGAGGAGGAUGCUCAAAACAAACACCAAUAAUGCUGGCAGUAGAAGGAGGACACUAUGA
Haliotis rubra (blacklip abalone) is the source of this 2759-nucleotide messenger RNA. RefSeq lists its product as uncharacterized. Bases 102 to 2759 code for a protein of 885 amino acids. The transcript has 6 exons. NCBI's taxonomy places the organism in Eukaryota, Metazoa, Mollusca, Gastropoda, Lepetellida, Haliotidae. Gene Ontology annotation, molecular function: protein binding. The record is from RefSeq and is a predicted model, not a curated record.